AUUUUGACUCGAGGUAAAAAAUGAUCAAUCUCUAUUUAUUUAUGUAAAUAUUUAAAAUACUGCUCAAAAAAUAAACUGCUAUGUCCAAUGUUAAGUUGCCUAAAAUUCGCUCCACAGAAGCUUUUCAAGCACGCAAUUGGAAGCAACUUAGUAAAAAGGAUCUGCAAAAGUUGGAUCCUGUACAAAGAAGUCGCUAUUUAGCAUAUGAAGAUGCUUCAAAGCAAGCAACACAGGCAAUGAUGGAGGCUCGCAGGAGGAUUCAUGAAAAGAAAAAAGAUAAACCAAAAUAUGAAACGUUUAACAACUUACAAGAUGACGAAAGAGAAAGACACGCAGUACUUAUUGGUCAGUUGAAAGCUGCAGAAGCUCGUAAUCGCAUAAGAUUGAUGAGACUUCGCUAUACCAACAACAAGGCUUCAGAAAUGAACAAUUUGAUAGCAUGUCAGCCUUCAGCUAUUAAAGCAGUUCGAUUACAGUGCCUUGUACCUCCUCAUACUGAAAAUAUAGUGAUAAGAGAUUUACUGGGCCAAGAUGAGCUUUCACGAGUUGAUGAGUUACUGGAAGAUGAAUUGAACCUAACAACAAAUCGAUUGCUGAGUUGACACACUUAGUGGGGAAGAAGAGGGCAUCUUUUAGUAUACAUUACCUCCCAAGUGAAAGGAAAACUGGCUUUUAUUGACCAGAACUGUUUUUGCAUUAGCUUCCACCAACUCUAACAGCAGUGACACUGGUGUGUUGUUAAAUAAAAACAAUUGCAAAAAUUGAACAAGCUAUCCAAAAGUUUUCAUUCACAUCUUCUGGAAGCUUUUCUUUUGAAAGAAGAUGUGGCUUUGUCUGCAUCAUAUUUUAUUAGAUGGGGUUGAGGAAGGGUAAUGUAUGUCAUUUAAUAAAUAAGGAACAGCUGACAAUUUGAAUAAUCAAAUUCCAAAUACACAAGAUAAAUCAGAAAGGUAUGUUUUAAAAAAACAUGAUAAGUUGAAAUUGUACAUUUUUGACUUUGUUUUAAAGUUGUCAUUGUCUUUCAUCACAAAAAUAGAGCAAUAAUAAUGAUAGACUGAUAAAUACUGGUGGCAACAAUCUCAGGUGGUGCUGAAAAGUAUAUAUUAUUACUGAAAUGCUGGUGCUUCGAUGGAUAGACUUUAUGUAAAGAGUUGUUUUUUUAAUUGCUAACAUUUGCCAUGUAUCAUUCUCUGUGAAUGAAAUUGAUGUGGAUCACUGGAAAAAGCCCAGUUCAAUCUGCCUGAACUGGCUGGAGUCAUUAACCUUCACCUAAAACUUUCAUCUUGUCCAGUUUUGGCCACUUGCUUGGCCCUCUAUUGAUGACGUCACUGAACUAUGGCUGCUUUGCAGUCUGUAAAUCUUCGUGAAUUUGAACAUGGUAAUUAUAGAAGUAAAAGAAGUAACUAACCCAAAAUGAUGUGGCUAGUAUAGUAUGGGUUACAAAGUGAAUUUAUUAUGCAUUGUUAUGUAGAUAGAUUUUCGUGAAGGGUUGUAAUUCUUUAUUUAGUACGUAUUACGUGUACAGGAAGUCUAUUAUUUUCAUCAUUUCUUACUGCUGAAUGCGGAUAACUGCACCGUGUACUGUAUUCAAAACUUGCAGUUAACUAUAAUUCUAAGAAAGCAAACUGUGCAAAUGCAAAUAAAUGUGUACAUAAUAUAGUGCUUGAUCUUGUGAGAGGCAUUUGAAAUAAAAUCUAGGAUGUGGUA
This is a messenger RNA of Xenia sp. Carnegie-2017, 1707 nucleotides long. Its product is annotated as protein LKAAEAR1-like. The transcript has 7 exons. The record is from RefSeq and is a predicted model, not a curated record. NCBI's taxonomy places the organism in Eukaryota, Metazoa, Cnidaria, Anthozoa, Malacalcyonacea, Xeniidae. Bases 81 to 602 code for a protein of 173 amino acids.